CGUUAGGUGAGACUGUUAGGUAGCAGAUGUUAGAUAGUGGUAGGUAGCACAUGUUAGAUACGAGUGGUAGGUAGCACAUGUUAGAUAUUACCGUUAGGUGAGACUGUUAGGUAGCACAUGUUAGAUAUGACCGUUAGGUAGGAAUAUUUAGGUAAGCCACCUGUGAAUAUGUUUGUCUAUAAAAUGUGCUAUCUCUCAUUUGUCAUUAAUUCAAUACUUGGCCUAAACUUCCUCCCAUUUCUGAAGCAAACACAUUCAUCAACUUCUCCCAAUUUCUAAAACAAACACAUUCAUCAUGAGUUCCUCAGACUUCUCAUCGUCUGGAGUAGAAGAAGAGAUGGAAGAGUUGAAUAUGUUUCACUAUGACCGUUUAGCUUUAAUCGGAAGGAGGCUUGAUGAAGCUUCAUCCUCACGUCGUCGUUCAACAGUCGCACUUAUAUUGAUCGUGAAAGGGUUUCAGGUCAUGACCGUCUUAUGCAGGAUUACUUCAAUCCAAAUCCAACAUACGAUGCUCGCAUAUUCAGAAGGCGUUUUCGUAUGCAACCACGACUAUUUAGUCGCAUAAUGGGUGACGUUGUGAGGUACGAUCCCUCCUUUGAACGAAGGAGUGAUGCUGUUGGUCACUUAGGCCUAUCGCCAGAGCAAAAGCUUACUAGUGCAUUACGCAUGCUAGCUUAUGGCUCUCCAGCUGAUCAACUUGAUGACUACAUGCGUAUGGGUCGGAGCACUGUACUGGAAGUCUUCAGGAAGUUUUGCAGAGCCAUUGUCGGGAUGUACUCGUCAACAUACCUUCGUGCACCAACUCGGGCUGAUUUAAGGAUCCUACUUCGUAAAGGCUCACAACGCGGAUUCCCUGGUAUGAUUGGGUCAAUUGAUUGCAUGCACUGGGAGUGGAGGAACUGUCCUACUUCUUGGGCUGGGCAGUACUUGGGGCACAACCAUAAACCAACAAUCAUUCUCGAGGCAGUGGCUUCAUACAACACCUGGAUAUGGCAUGCUUUUUUCGGCUUACCUGGGUCGAACAACGACAUCAAUGUUUUGGGGAUGUCUCCAGUGUUCGACCGUAUCCUCAAUGGAUCCGCUCCACGAGCACGAUUUGAGGUAAACGGUCAUACCUAUGAUCAAUGUUAUUAUUUGGCUGAUGGUAUUUAUCCUUCGUGGUCAACUUUAGUGAAAACAUUUAGCAAUCCAAGCUCAAACAAAGAAGCCUUGUUUGCUCGAUGUCAAGGAGCACAUCGUAAAGACGUAGAGCGGGCCUUUGGAAUUCUUCAAGCUGGAUGGGCAAUCGUUCGUGGCCCUGCGAGAUCUUGGGAUGUUUCCACAAUAAAUGAUAUAAUGUUGACAUGCAUUAUAUUGCACAACAUGAUAAUCGAAGAUGAGCAGGUUGAUUCUGACGAUGAAAUGGAAGAUAGUCUUGAUUAUGAGGUCCAUGACCAACAACCAACUAAUGUCAAUAGAGAUAUUCCAACCCUAACUGAGUACUUGGCUAGAAAUAAUAGGCUUCGUGCUGCACCAACACAUCAUGGGCUUCGUUAAGACUUGGUUGAGCAUAUUUGGAACUUGCAUGAAAAUAAUUAGUCAUUGUUGUUGCUUGAAAUCGAUCCUUUGUAAUUCAAUUAAAGUUGUAGUAGGUGAUAAUUUGCUUUGUAUUUCAAGAACAAAUUUUUAUUUCAAUAAUAUAUUUUCCUUUCUUAGUUCGCUCUAGUUUUUGUUUACACACAAUGAUAGACCGUCAUUUACACAUGUUUUUACCCCCAUUCUUACACCGUUUGAGGUGUUGAUUCUCGUGUUUUAGGCCGAUUUCACGCUAGGUUGUGCUUGUUUGUGAUGUUUCAGGUCCUAGUACGUGAAUGAAGGCUUAGGAGCGAGUCUGGGGUCGAUUGGACGAAGAACGGACGAAUGGCGAGGUUUUUGGGGAGCUGCACGGGCAGACCAGGGAGGCUGCACGGCCGUGCACGUGAGCAAUAUGGCCGUGCGCCUUAUGCCGAGGACACGCACGGGCAACCCCUGAAGCUCGCACGGCCGUGCACCCUGGCCGUGCGAGAGGGCUGAAGUUCGACUAAAUGACAUGCUGCGUUUUGAGUUGCACGGCCAGAAUGGUGAUAUGCACGGCCGUGCACCCUGGCCGUGCGAGUCGGGAUUUCCUGGUUUUAAGCCAAAUUCCGAACCAAAGAAGAGGAGAGCUGGGUUUUGGAUCCCAAACACCCAAGGGACGAACCCUAGAGAGAGAGAGCGACUUGGGAACAUUCUUGGAGCUAUUUUGGAGGAUUUCUUCGCCAUUGGAGCUCGGGAAUCAAGCUUGGAGAUGGAGAUUGAAGAUCUAGAUCAGAUUUCUGCAGUCUCUCUCUUCUCUAUGGAGUAACUUCCCUUCACUUAGGUUUUGAGGAACCUUAGUUCCAUGAGUUAGGAUCUUUCUUGUAUGAAGUUUUGGAUGCUAUAUUGUUUGAUUAUAAUCGAAUGAUGCAUGUUUAUUGAGUCAAUUGAAGUCUGAUCAACUUUUCCUGAUUCCUGCUGCAAUCUGAGAUAGAUAGAAUCUGAUUAGGUUGCUAGAGUCUCAUCAUUCGGUAGUAGGAGAUUGGCUAUACGAGAGUUAGCCAGUUUACUGCUUUGUACUGGAAUCCAAUUCCAGUAGUGGAGUUCUGUGCUUAUUGCUUCAGCUUUUUAUCCCGGUGAAGACUAGUCGUCUGCCGGAUAGUUAGACUGAGAGGGCUUGGUCAGCUUAAGAGAUUCCAAGCUACUGUCGGAUCUUCCGCAGUUUAAUCAACAGUAAAUCAACCAAAAUGAAUUACAACUUGGACCUAAUUGAGGAGCUAUGGGGAAUCAUACCUAAGUGAGUUCCCAAACUGUAAUUAAUAGUUUUACUUAGU
This is a messenger RNA of Linum trigynum, 2867 nucleotides long. Lineage: Eukaryota; Viridiplantae; Streptophyta; Magnoliopsida; Malpighiales; Linaceae. The record is from the annotation of a GenBank genome assembly.